Centruroides sculpturatus (bark scorpion) is the source of this 1471-nucleotide messenger RNA. RefSeq names its product techylectin-5A-like. The transcript has 6 exons. The record is from RefSeq and is a predicted model, not a curated record. NCBI's taxonomy places the organism in Eukaryota, Metazoa, Arthropoda, Arachnida, Scorpiones, Buthidae. Bases 223 to 1050 code for a protein of 275 amino acids.
UAAAUACACACUGCUGUUACUACUGCGGCGUUUCCACACGGAACUAACAACUUUCUAAACGUUUCAUAUUGUAUAUGAUAGCUCUACCAAAUACGGCCACUCUUAGUUUUGUGCUGCUAUAGAGCUAUUUUUGCACCCAUAGCUACCAUUCUUGUUACAUACGAUCUACUAAAUAAAUCAUCACUGCUCGUAGGAAGGAGAAUAAGGUAACGUUUGUUGAACAUGACUGCUGCAAUUUGGCUGUGGAGAAUUCUUUUCCUUUCCUCCCAACUUCUAAUAUCUUGGACAGAAAAUACUAAAUGUGUGAGUAACGAUGUAUAUACAAAACUCAAAGAAGUAGACAAACUCAUCCAUCAGAUCAUAGGAUUUCCUCCGGAAAUAAGUCAAAUACCGACGGAUUGUACCGAUAUUAAAAAGCAGGGUAAUCAAACGUCUGGCAUUUACAAAAUAAGAAUAAUGAAAAAUGAAACAACUGCUUUUUGUUUCAAAGUGUAUUGCGAUAUGGAAACAGACGGCGGUGGAUGGACGGUAUUCCAAAGAAGAGGAGAUUUUAAACAACCUGUUUCCUAUUUCUAUAAAGAUUGGAAAAGUUAUGCCGAAGGAUUCGGAAAACUGGACGAAGACUUUUGGUUAGGCAAUGAAAAAUUAUAUUAUUUAACAAAUCAAGGAAACUAUUCUCUCAGAAUUGAUAUGAAAGACAAAGAAGAUAAUACUUCAUACGCUCAAUAUCGAGAAUUUAGAAUUGGGAAUGAAGAAAAUUUGUAUAAGUUACAUGUAAGCGGUUAUAGUGGUGAAGCUGGAGAUAGUCUUAUACAUCACACCAACAUGUUUUUCAGUACAUUUGACAGAGAUAACGAUAAAGCAAAUACUACUAAUUGCGCCCAAUAUUACGAAGGUGCAUGGUGGUAUACCAAAUGCCACUAUUCGAAUUUAAACGGAUUAUAUUUGAAUGGCAAGAACGAACUGAAAGGCAAAGGCAUAGUAUGGUACACUUGGAAAGAUUUAUAUUAUUCAUUACCCGUUGUUGAGAUGAAGAUUCGUCGUAUAUAAAAUUAACUAUGUUUGUAUAAAAAUAUCAAAUAUGAAAAUCAUAAACGUAUAUUGUAGAUAUAAAGCGUUUUAUUCAAUAAACAAUUAAGUAAUAUAUAUAUAUUAUAUUCUCUUUUUUCUAAUCUCAUACUAGAAAGCAAUAGGAGUAUUUUUUAACCUUUUGUGACAAUGCGCGAAGAGCCCGCUUAAUGCUUCGGCACCAGAAAACCGAAGGGUCGACAUCGGGUGGGUGUAGACCGCAAUAACAAAUUCGUCAGGACUGACACCACUGUGUCUUUAUGGACAGAUUCAUUUUUUUUUCCUUUCAUCCUAGAGGUCAAUAGUAGCACUCUUUACCCUUUCAUAUGGAAGAUUCAAUCAGGCCGGGGUAUGAGCACAGUCGGUAAGGGACUGAUUAACAUUGUCAUAACCGGUACACAAC